CAAAGAUGUCAGAACGUGUUUAAAUCGUCGUUAUCGCGGAAUUGACAAUGGAAGAUUUUAACGAUGGUGUGGAUGGUAAAUUGGCUUUUAGAAUGCGAAAAGUCAAUCCAGAACAGUUUCACACACUUGUCAAAAUGCAUCUGUCUUUUGAAUUAGAUCUUAAUACUGAAGACAAUGACUGUAUCAAUGAAAAGGCAAAAUUGAAAAAAUGGGGUCUCUUGAGUUUUUCAAAGAAACCUAAGUCAACAAUUAAUUUACAAAGAGGAGUUGAAGGUGCUAGUUUAUCUGAAAAUGGAAUAAAUCAAGUAAAGCAGUUAAUAGAAUAUUUAUCCAAAGAACAAAAUAUUAUACAAGAAGGCAUAUUUCGACGCACUGGCAAACUAACAAGACAACAAGAUUUAAAAACUGCAAUGUAUCAAGGUAUUCCAUUAAAUCUUAAUGAUGGUCGAUAUAGUGUACAUGAUUGUGCAUCAGUAUUAAAAGGUUUUUUGGCUGAAUUACCAGAACCAUUGUUAUCAGAUUUGCAUUACCCAGCACACUGUCAAAUUGCAGAAUUAUGUAAUUCUAAUAUGAGUGGGAACGAUGCUAGAUUAUUAAGAUCUUUACAAUUGCUUUUAUUACUUCUACCAUCCAUAAAUAGAAUCUUACUUAAAUAUGUCUUGAAUCUUCUCAGUAAGACAGCUAGUUUUGAAUCUAAUAACAAAAUGAAUUGUGAUAGUCUUGCUACUCUUUUUACUCCACAUUUAAUGUGUCCAAGAAAAUUGUCACCAGAAGCUUUGCAUAUUAAUUCUCAAAAUUUAUCAUGUUUGGUUGCUUUCAUGAUCAGAAAAGAAAAUGAAUUAUUUGAAAUUCCACCAAAACUUGCUACAGAUAUUAGAGCAUAUUGGGUAGAACAAGAAAGAAAAUUAUUAAGUCCUAAAGAUACAAAUUUAAAUGAAUCUAUACCAGAUACAACAGGUACAGCACAUACGGUAUUUAGUUUUGUGGAUCAUAAGUUAACAGCAAAGGCAAAUUCUACACAAGAUACUCAAGCAGCAUUGGCACAACUUUAUGCUCAUAUACAAGCUAUGCCAGAAUCAGCUAAGAAGCGCAGACUUGUAAAACAAUUUAAUAAAGAAAAUGGUCAAGGCACACCAAGACAAGUAAAACAUUUCCGAACUAAGAGUCUUGGAGAUUCAAUUAAAAAACACAUAUUCCAGAAAAAGAUUUUGGGAUAUAAAAAAUUUGACAUUAAUAUAGGUUGCAAUAUCACUAGAUCAAGUAGUGAAGAAAACAUAUUAUCAUCGAAUCUAGAAAAAUCAUUACUACAAACAAAAGUAUUGCUGAGUAAAUCAGAUGAUGAACUUAGCAUGGAAAACUGUGAUACAAAUAAUGACAGUCUUCUUCAUACUAAACAUAUUAGUAAUAGUACUGGUAGUCUUAAUACUCCUUCAUUAAGGAGUUAUAAAGAUAAGAGAAAGGCUCUAUUAAUGAGGUUUGUAAAUAUAAAAGAGGAACAAAUGGAUGAUCAAUAUAAUGACUGGGACAUACAUAAAUCAGAAAAGGGAUCAUAUAUAGAAGAAUCUAUAAAUUCAAAGUCAAGUAAUGCAAAUGUAUCAUUACAAGAUUUUGAUAGUAAAGAAUUAGAACAAGAUAAUAAUGUUACAACUAAUACUGCUAGAUUAUCUAGACAAUUCAGUGAACCACCAGAUAUGUAUUCUUCUCAAACGACUUUAAACGAAAUCAGUGAAAAUGAAUUAUUUAGACAAAGUUCAGAACCUACAUUUUCAGUAUCAGAAGCAACUCGUGAUGAUACGUCCUUAAUUAAGUGUAGUGAAGACAACAAGAAAUCAGUAGAAUAUUCAAAAUUGGAAUCACACACUGAUAAUGCAUGUGUUCAUUUGUCCCCUGUUGUAAAGAAUAGACUUUGGAAUGUAUAUGUUGCUCAUACAUCGACGCCAUCGAAUUUAUUACGCAAAAGCUUAGUCACUAAUGAUUACAUGUUAACUCCUACUACUAACAAUGAUAAAAGCAUGAGUCCAAUUACACAAAGCGCUACUAAAAUGACAAAAGCUAUGCAGGAAACAAUGAUGACACCACGAUCUAGAAAACCUGUAAUGAUGGUUUCUGGAUCAAAUCUAUGUAAUCUUGCCUCUGUUAAUAAUAGUUGGCAUCAACAAGAUAUAUCUAAUAAUGUGCAUGGAUCAAAUCUUGAUAUUAUUAGUUCAAUGAACUGUACUUCAAUUCUAGAAGAAUCUCAUAAGCCUAAUAGUAUAGUCAAUGAAAUAAUAUACAGUGAAGGUAUUGACUUAGAGGAUAAAGAAAACAUAAGUAAAAAUGCAACGGAAAAACGAAAAUUUGUUACAUCAAUUACUGAUGAUUAUUAUGCAAUCAAACAACAAAGUACUAUGUCUAUAACGAGUACAUUUAGAGAGUAUUUAUUGUCUAGAAGUGUAUUAACUGCUAGUCCUGUUGAUCUCAGUUUCUCAUCGCGUACAGGAGACUUUGAACAAUCAGAAUCUGAUUUAAACAUUCUAAAUGAGGAUGGUCUAUCUGAGAGCUUACUUUGUUGUUUAAAUGGAAAUCAACCAGAAUCUGAUACAUCUGGUAUCGCAUCUGGUAGUACUAACAGUGCUAAUAAUUCGUCGGAAAAGAAUGAUGAAAUGGCAAGUUCGCCAAGAAAACGAGCAACUAGUUUACAGCGUAAUGAUUCUAAAAGAUCAAUAAAGGAAAGCAGAACGUCGAGGAAUAUACGAGGACAUGGUUUUAGACAUAAACAAUUAAGCGAAUCAACAUUAAGUUCGGUGAAAAUAAAAGAUAUGUUUCAAGAAACUUCAUUUUGA
Eufriesea mexicana is the source of this 2822-nucleotide messenger RNA. RefSeq names its product Rho GTPase activating protein at 54D. The record is from RefSeq and is a predicted model, not a curated record. Gene Ontology annotation, biological process: regulation of small GTPase mediated signal transduction; signal transduction. Gene Ontology annotation, molecular function: GTPase activator activity. Gene Ontology annotation, cellular component: cytoplasm. The transcript has 7 exons. Bases 48 to 2822 code for a protein of 924 amino acids. Lineage: Eukaryota; Metazoa; Arthropoda; Insecta; Hymenoptera; Apidae.